AUGCUGGCAGAUGAAGAUCUGGAUUUCGAUUACGGAUCCAUUAAAGAUAUUCUCCAGAACGACUCAAAUGCGUUUUUGAAAGGUGUAAAGAAUACUGACGUCGAUUGGUUUUUGCGUGACACUGCAAUCAACCCACCUAAUGGGUCUAGUAAUGCAGCGGAGACCACGAAAACCACAGAUUCUAGACGUUCCAGCAGCGAAAAAUCAUCACAAUCUUCAUCGUCUAAACUGACUCCUCUGAAACUACUGCGUACUUCCAGCUUGGAACCUGGAUCGCAACUCCAAACCUCGAUUUCUAAUACCAAUGAGACGGUUCUGAGUAAGACAAAACCGUCUGUGGCCACAAUCCAUGAAGAGGGCUCACCAACAUUGACAUCUUACCGCCGAUCAUCACUGAGUGCACCUUUAGCAUCGAGCACGAGUCGAAGAAGCAGCAAUGCCAGUAUGAACAGCACUGGGAGCUCAGCGUCUUCAAAGGGUGGUCGUCUAUUUUCCAAGUUGAAAGGCAAGUUUUCGUCGGUUCAUAAAGAAUUACUGCCCCCAACUUCACUGCCCCCAGCAUCUCCUCCACCUAUACCCACAGCUCCUUCUGAUUCGGUAUUCAAGGAGAACUACAGCCUAUCCACAAGAGAAAGAAGCUCCACAACCACAUCACACCUGUCAGCACCAGGUACCGCAGUUAAACCCUCACAGGAACCGCCGUCUACACCCAGUUCCAACACAGACGAUCCCAGACUCGAAGAGUAUAUCAAAUUCUACAAACAAGAAAAGCUCCACCCCCCUCCCUGCUGCGCAGGAAAGGCUGAAAAAGAAUGCACAGACCACCAUCAUGGUGCUCUUCUCAACAGCAACGAACCUUCACCAAUCAACAUGUCCGCUUUUAGCGGUACAUCUUCAGAACAACCAAAUGCCGCUGGAAGAUUGACCUCUUUUCUUCGCCGGCGAAGCUCGGUUGCGCCUGGUGUCCCCGACAGAGCUAGACGUAUGUCUGAAACCAACGCUACUAUAGCGUCUCUGUCACCGUCUCCCUCAGUCCAUCAGCGGGCCCCUGCACCUCCCCAGGAAUUUGCCGGUUUAAAACCACUAAAGUCGGUGGCAUUUCAUUCGCUGACAUUUCUCAUGGACCCUCCUCAACAGAUACCUUCACGUAACCCUCGCAAGGGUAAUGUCGAGAUUCUUCCCAAUGGAUCGUACCGCAUUCAUCCUUUGUCUGAAGAGGACAAAGCUGCAAUUGAAAAAUCGCUAAUGGGUCGAGGAGGAGGUAUUGUGGUUGGAGGCUCUGGCGCAUUAAGUGUCAAAAAGCCCCACCAAGAAGUCGAUGAAAAGACUGACACCACGAAAGAGUCGGCUAAUGAUGUGGAUAUCAGCCAGCAUGCCAAGAAGCUAGGCGUCGACAAACCAAUGAUAUCUCAUCUGCAACACAGGUAUCAGCUGCCAGUAGAAAAAAUGGCCCUCGAUGUUAUGUAUACGAGGUGCUGUCACCUAAGAGAGAUCCUACCGAUUCCAGCAAUAAUGAAGCAAAUCCCCAAGGGCUCUAUGGCCCCUAUUCCUGUUUUACAAAUGAAAAACCCCACUCCCACCAUGGUCGAAGUGUUGACCUUUGCAGAUUUUAUUCGCAUUGCCCCCAUCAUAUGCGUCUCCUUGGAUGGUGUGUCUUUGUCACUAGAGCAAUUCAAAAUCCUUUUAAGUGCAAUGAGUGCGAAGAAACAGCUUGAAAAGUUAAGUUUAAGAAACACUCCUAUCGACCACGAAGGGUGGCUGCUUUUCUGCUGGUUUUUAUCCAGAAACAAGGAACUUAACAAACUUGACAUCACUCAAUGUCCCUCCUUGUCUGUGAACAUUCUUAAGAAAACCAAGCGGAAACCAUCUACCUCCGACAGCAAGACGAAGAAGGAACCCGAAAUUAAAAGAAUGGAAUGCAACAAAGAGAACCGUUCCGACAUGGAUUGGUCUUUAUUCACAGCUACGAUAGUUGCAAGAAGUGGAAUUGAGGAAAUAAUUUUAACGGGUUGUUGCAUAACAGACUUUGAAGUGUUUGAGAAAUUCAUAAAAUUGGCCGUUCUGAUCAAGACCAACAGACUUGGACUUGCUUACAAUAAACUCAGUGCGAAGCAAUUGCGAGUCAUUGUUGACUGCUGGCUCUUUGAAAAAUUCGUUCGUGGAAUUGAUCUAGGCUAUAAUGACUUACUGUCUUUGACUCAUUUGAACAUCUUUCUCGAGCAGCAACGCAAGCCUGAUUUUGAGAAAAAGAUUGCUGACUCGCAGCUUACUUUCUUGAGUUUGAAUGCCACGAACCUUCGCUUUUCGGAUACAUUCAAAGAAACACUCGAAUCAGUAUUAAUGAGACUCCCCAAUUUGAAGUAUCUUGAUCUUUCAAAUAAUUCUAGAUUGUUCGGCAAUCCUCACUCAAGCCAAGCUGAAGAAGAAGUCGCAACAGAGGAAGAAGAAAAUGAAACUCAAAGUGAAAUCGUUGCUUAUAUGUCUUCAAAGUUCCCUCUAUUCCCCAAGUUGGUUCGAUUACAUCUUGAGCAUAAUGAGCUCUCGCCGCAUUCAUUGUCAACGAUUGCUAACAUUUUGCCCUUCUGCAAGAACUUGGGCUACUUUUCAAUUUUGGGCAAUAGACUUGAUCUCACAACUAUGACUACAUUCUUGCAGGCGGUCAAAAACUCCAAGACUUUGAUUACUUUAGACUGUGACCUUGAUGAGUUUCCUUUGGUUAUCAAAGAACGCUUAGGUUUGUACUCCAUGAGAAAUAUGGAGCGUCUAUUGUAUAGUCUGGCUGGUGGUGAAAAGGCAAUAGCCGACAUUUCCCAAGUUCCAAAGGUUUCGAUGAACGAUAUCGAAAAUGGAGAAUCACAAGUCAGUCUCACGGAACAACUCAACGAUAUUCUUUCCUUGAAGGCACAACACAAGGCUAGCUUGGACAACCCUGUUGUGAAAGAUUUUGUCAAGAGAGCCAUGAAUAUCAAAAAGCAAUUGCGGAUGACUAUCGAGGAACUACUCAAAUUACAAUUGAGGAAAGAAUUGAGCAUGGAUGGAAAGGAAACACUUAUUCGAUUUGUCUUUCUUGAAUCCUCCAUUAAUAAGGGUCUUCAAAUGAUAGAUCCAUCACUAGCUGACGACCAAUCUCCAAAUAUGAAGUUGAUGGGUCAAAGUGAAGAUGAAAAUAAUAAAUACUAUAUUGACGAGGCAGAGAGAGACGCCAAUGAUGUCCAAGAACAGUUGAAAGUGCAACGAGGCAAUCCAACCGAACUAAACAUCGGAAAAUCACCUGUGAAUAUGUCGAGGACAUCUUCUCGUACCAGUCUUAAUCAGCUUGAUAAAGAGGAGGGCUCCAUGAUGAAGUUACUGUCAUUGCUGAAAUUCCAUACUUUCCACAAGGAAGAUCCUAGUAUAUCCGGAGAAGAAAUCAGGAGAAAGCUCAGAAACGUCGACUUGGCCGAUUUGGAUGAGGUGAUCAAGUACUUGAGUAGUUUGAAAGAGAAAGGUAUAACAGUGCAGAACGUUUUCAACUUGAAUCAUGAUGUCGAUGGUGAGGACAAAUCGUUAGAUUCCGAUGAUGCCAUAGACUUUGAGGUUAUCAAGCAGAAGCUUAAGAAGAUAGCUGACAACAAGCAUGAAGAAGAAACCAACGGGCAAGAAAACGAAGGUGACAAGCAGUCGCCUGGUCAAGACGAUACAAAUGAAGGUGGUAAUUCGAACGGCAAAUAUGGUAGCGAUGACAAUUCACUUGAGUCUUCCGCCCCAGCCUUGGAGAAGAUUAAUAGCCCCGAAUAUGGCGAACGACUCAAUAAGUUAUAUGACGAAGUGGUGAACGAUAUUACGAAAUUAGAUAGCCAUACUGAAUAA
Molecule: messenger RNA, 3849 nt
Organism: Meyerozyma guilliermondii ATCC 6260
Lineage: Eukaryota; Fungi; Ascomycota; Pichiomycetes; Serinales; Debaryomycetaceae
Gene: MHP1
Product: Mhp1p
Exons: 1
Coding region: 1-3849 (1282 amino acids)
Source: RefSeq, a predicted model, not a curated record